UCCAUUUCCAUGCUACGGUCAUCGGCCUCUUGUGCUAAUCUUUUUUCACUGCAGCUGUAAUCUCUUUGUCAAGAGUGAACGAGGUAGACAGAGGUAAUUUAUUUGAAAGAAGGCAGAGAGGUCAGCCUGAGCUUUAUGCUCUAGCCUGCUACUCUGCAUAGGGGGAGGGGGAACGGGGACAUAAAGGUGUGAUGAGGGAUGAUAAUGACAUAGAAAGAGGGAGGCCGAACUGGUGAAAGCAAGUUCAACAUUCUGUUGAUAAACAUUCAGACAUGUCAUUCAUGAAGCCACCACCGGAUUCCAGACCUUAUCUCUGGUCACUAGUUCAAAUGAAUGUUCAGAUAAAGGCACUAAGACGAAGUUGGCGUGUGGGCUUCUCCUACGUCAGAAGCACAGGUGCCAAGCAAAAGCUUUACAAAAUGUAAAGAGCUGAGAUAAGCGGCUCCAGUACGGCGAGCACCUGCAGGGCACUUUUGGCGGCCGGAUUCUCGACACUGCAGACAAUCGCGCGCAUUGACUCUACCAGGUGCUUCAGCAUUUUCUGAACGUUUUCCUUCUCAUUAUGUCCAUGUCCAUGCUUGCGUGUUUUGUCCCCGGUCUUUCUGGCCCUAUCAUUCUUGCCUUCUUGGCGCAGAGGACCCCUAUGACCCGCUGUCAUGGUCAUGGGUAUACAGGGCAGUAAAGGCCAUCCCGUAAUGCUUUGAGACGGAACACGCAUCCCGUUAGCGCAUCGCUGCCCGAAGUGUUGACGAUGUCGAAGCUCAAGGACCGGACUGCACUGGUGACUGGCGCGGGCAGCGGCAUCGGGCGCUGCGUGUGCGACGCACUGGCAGCCCAGGGCGCUCGAGUGGUGGCUGCAGACUGCAACUUGGACUCCGCCGUCGAGACUGUGUCUCGGUUACCCGAAGGAACUGCGCGCCACGUUGCUUGGCACGUCGACGUCACCAGCAACGCGUCAGUGACGUCCUUGUUCGAUUGCAUUCGCAAUUAUUCGGAGCUGCCACCAGUCAGCAUCGUUGUCUGCUGCGCCGGAGUCUCGAGAGGCGGCAGAAUAAUCGACCUGAAUCGGGCGGUCUUCGACCAAGUGAUCGAUGUCAAUCUAAAGGGCACGUUUGUGACUGUGCAAGCUGCAGUCAACGAGAUGCUGGCGCGAGGCGUGGAACAAGGCUCCGUGGUAACUGUGUCCAGCAUCGUGGCCCUGACGGGCCUGAGGCAUCACAGCGCGUACGCCGCCUCCAAGGCUGCCAUCAUAGCCUUCACCAAGACGGCGGCGCUCGAGCUGGCGCCUCACGGCAUACGCUGUAACGUCGUACUGCCGGGCUUUACCGACACCCCCAUGACAGCCGACACGAGCGACAAGGACCGCGCUAACAUCAUCGCCCGCACGCCCCUCGGUCGGAUGGCGCGACCCGAGGAGAUCGCCAGAGUCGUCCGGUUCCUGUGCGACGAAGCGGACAGUUCGUUCGUCACAGGAGCCGCCUUCGAAGUCACCGGCGGUCUUCACAUGUGACCGCAGGAGCUGUGACGAAACGACUUUGGGCGUGUGUGUAGCAAGAACUCGCGCCUGGUCCUCGUGAACUGUUGGGACGGACAUUCCGCUGCAGCCGGCCAGGUGGCAAUUUCUUUCGCUGCUGGUUACCACGUCGCCGCGGAGUCGAUUUCGGGCCCAACCACAGGAGGCUGGGAUCUCAUGGGUCCGGAACGCCAACAGGCCCGGUCAGCCGAGAUAUUGAAACGCAGCAGAUUUAAAGAUACGUGCACACUUCAAAACUGAGGCUAUUUGUCCUUGCUUUCACUGACUGCUUUAUUGGCCACGAGCAGCAGAGAUCAUAGUGUUUAGGGUGGUGCCACUUGCCGCAAGCAUUCGCAGGGCCGCGUGCACUACCUCUCGAGUCAGGGCUUAUGUGCUUAACCUGCCGUCGAUCUGUAGAAACACGUGGGGAGGCCGAGACAGCGGGGAGCGCGGUGGCCCGAACCCCGCCCGCUGCUGGUUGCAGGCUUUCAUGUCAGCCCGAACCCGUGAAGAGCACUAUGAAACCGUGAAGAACCUGUGAAGAGGCGUUUAUGAAAUAAAGUGAUCAGGUAUUGACA
Messenger RNA from Dermacentor silvarum, 2091 nucleotides. Its product is annotated as estradiol 17-beta-dehydrogenase 8-like. The record is from RefSeq and is a predicted model, not a curated record. Gene Ontology annotation, molecular function: oxidoreductase activity, acting on the CH-OH group of donors, NAD or NADP as acceptor. NCBI's taxonomy places the organism in Eukaryota, Metazoa, Arthropoda, Arachnida, Ixodida, Ixodidae. The coding region runs from base 752 to 1510 and encodes 252 amino acids. The transcript is spliced from 4 exons.